Chlorocebus sabaeus (green monkey) is the source of this 1604-nucleotide messenger RNA. RefSeq names its product fms related receptor tyrosine kinase 3 ligand (gene FLT3LG). Gene Ontology annotation, biological process: positive regulation of cell population proliferation. Lineage: Eukaryota; Metazoa; Chordata; Mammalia; Primates; Cercopithecidae. Gene Ontology annotation, cellular component: membrane; cell surface. The record is from RefSeq and is a predicted model, not a curated record. Gene Ontology annotation, molecular function: receptor tyrosine kinase binding; cytokine activity.
CCCUCCAGCCUGGGCAACAGAGAGAGACCCCCUCUCAAAAAACAAACAAACAAACAAACAAAAAAACUUCAGAGAUUCAGAGGUCCACAGAUGUGGAAGAGAGCUUCUAUUUUGUCUCAUUUGCCACCUCACCCCUCAGUUUGGAGUUGGAGAAACCGAGGCUUAGAGAGGUCAACGGGCUGGCCAAGCUCCCACAAUGAUAAAGCUAGGGCUAGGGCGACACCUGCCAGGCCCAAUGUGACAAGAUGCAUCCUGAGUCCUGUGUGCCAAGCCUUGGUGGGGCAAAGUUGGGGCCCAGAGGACGUAAGACACAGCAACUCCUAGUUCCCAGAGACAGAUCCGGGUUCCAGCCCCAGCUCACCAUGCACUGGGCGUGCCACCCAGGGAGUCAACCCCACUGCAGCCCCCGCCGCGGGGCGUCCAGGGAACCCACCAUCUGCGGCGUGAGCGGCCGCCUCUCACCACCAGGGAGCGCGCUCCGCCUGGGCCCAGAUUCCACCCCUUGACUGUCUCCCCCCAAAAUUUUCCUUUCACUUUCGGUCUCUGGCUGUCACCCGGCUUGGCCCCUUCCACACCCAGCUGGGGCAAGCCUGACCCGGCCACAGGAGGCAUGAGGGGCCCCCGGCCGAGAUGACAGUGCUGGCGCCAGCCUGGAGCCCAACACGCCCCCUCCCCUGCAGACCUGUCUCCUCCUGCUGCUGCUGCUGAGUUCGGGACUCAGUGAGACCCAGGACUGCUCCUUCCAACACAGCCCCAUCUCCUCCGACUUCGCUGUCAAAAUCCGCGAGCUGUCUGACUACCUGCUUCAAGAUUACCCGGUCACCGUGCCCUCCAACCUGCAGGACGAGGAGCUCUGCGGGGCCCUCUGGCGGCUGGUCCUGGCACAGCGCUGGAUGGAGCGGCUCAAGACUGUGGCUGGGUCCAAGAUGCAAGGCUUGCUGGAGCGCGUGAACACGGAGAUACACUUUGUCACCAAAUGUGCCUUUCAGCCCCCCCCCAGCUGUCUUCGCUUCGUCCAGACCAACAUCUCCCGCCUCCUGCAGGAGACCUCCGAGCAGCUGGUGGCUCUGAAGCCCUGGAUCACUCGCCAGAACUUCUCCCGGUGCCUGGAGCUGCAGUGUCAGCCUGACUCCUCAACCCUGCCACCCCCACGGAGUCCUGGGGCCCUGGAGGCCACAGCCCCGACAGCCCCGCAGCCUCCUCUGCUCCUCCUGCUGCUGCUGCUGCCUGUGGGCCUCCUGCUGCUGGCCGCUGCCUGGUGCCUGCACUGGCAGAGGACGCGGCGGAGGACACCCCGCCCUGGGGAGCAGGUGCCCCCUGUCCCCAGUCCCCAGGACCUGCUGCUUGUGGAGCACUGACCUGGCUGGGGCCUCAUCCUGGGGAGGACACUGAGGUACACAGAGGGGAGUCACUAGCCAGAGGAUGCACAGCCGGCACACAGAGGAAGUGGGCUAGAGGCUGGUCCCUUCCUUGGGCCCAAUACCCCUCUCAUUCCCUCCCCAGGAUGGAGGCAACGCCAGAACGCAGCACCGGCCCCCCUUACCCAAUUCUGUACAAAGCCCUUGUCCCCAUGAAAUUGUAUAUAAAUCAUCCUUUUCUACCAG